AAUUUACACUAAAUUUACAUCCGCGCAGAUUUUCACCUCAUUUGUAACAGUUUAUGUUAUGCUUGAUUAUUAUGUAGUCAACUUGUGAAAAAGAAAUAAUUGCAUUCCCAAAACCGAUAUUUUCUGGACAAAAAACAACAACAACAAAACAGGAAAGUUGUACAUGUAUAUUUACUUUAAGAGUCAACAAUUAUUCUAUCUUAUCUCGGAUUACUUUGAUUUACACUUUGACAUUCUGUUUGCGUAAAUGUCGGAUUCAUGAUAAAGAUAGUUUAAAUGUUGAUUGGGAACGACUGCACGUGAUUCUGACGUGAAGAUGGGUGAGGUCAUUAAGGAAGAUAUUGACGAUAAGCCCAAGCCUCCAGAUGUAGACAGAGGAUAUGCUUGGGUCGUCCUGGCAGGAUGUUUCUUCAUGUACAUGUUUGUGGUUGGAAGCAUUAAGGCAUAUGGAGUACUGUACACAGAAAUGGUCGAGUAUUUUGGCACCGGAUCCGGAAAUACAGCAUGGAUUGGAAGCGUCUGUUCCCUCCUGAUGUUAGGUCUCGGUCCAAUAGCCAAUUUACUGAGUAGAAAAUUUUCUUUCCGGAAAGUUUCUUUUAUUGGCGGGGUGUUACUUGGUCUAGGGUUCUUUUUAUCUGGAUUUGUACCUAGGAUGGAGUACAUGUACAUCACAUUUGGUGUAGUUGCAGGUAUUGGGUACGGACUAACGUUUUCACCAUGUUCAACCAUCAUCAGCUUCUACUUCGACAAACAUCGGGCUCUUGCUAACGGCAUUACAGUAUCGGCAAGUGGCAUCGGUGCUCUAUCGUUCCCAUUUCUUUAUAAGUAUCUCAUUGAAGAGUUCACGCUAACAAGAGCACUAUGGGUUGUUGGAGCAAUUGUGGCAAACGUCUGCGUUGCAGCUUGUGUAUUUAGACAGCCACACAUGCUAGUACAAGAAAAGCGGCGAGAAAGGGCAGCUUAUAAAAGAAAAAGUGACCAAAAGGCUCUGUUAAAUGGUAACAGUGCUUUUGGGUAUGAUGAAGACGCUAAAGAAGAAACGAAAAAGAAAUCGUGUGAUUGUAGCGGAUUAAAUCUAAAUUUUUCAUUAUUUAAAAAUCCAUUAUUUACAAUGUAUGCUUUUGCGUUUACAUUCUGUAUGAAUGGCUACGGAAACAACAUUAUUCUCAUUCCAUCUCAUGUGAAAGAACUAGGAUAUAAUAAAACAUAUGUAGCGCUAAGUGUAACCAUUCUGGGCGGAUGUGAGGUCAUAGCUAGAAUAUUCUUCGGAUGGUUCGCUGAUUUGGAACUCAUCAAAAGAAAGAACAUAUUUCUAAUAAGUAUGUUCGUCAGUGCAAUUUUUGCUUUUAUCGCUCCAUAUUUUGACAGUUUUAUUUUUAUGGCUAUUUACGCUGCCAUUGUUGGGAUUUUCCCUGGCUCUUUCUGGAGUUUAAUCUCAGUGCUGGUUAUAGACGUUGUAGGUCUGGAGAACUUUACAUCGGCGUUUGGUCUCAUCUCACUAUGCCUAGCUCUUGGAGCGUCCGUCAGUCAGCCAAUCAUCGGUUGGUUACGAGACAUCUACGGUAAUUGGUAUCCAUCCUUCAUAGUGACCGGUUGUUUAUUUACUCUUGCUGGACUUACUGUUUGUUUACAACCAUUUAUCAAACGAUGUUGCAUGAGACCCGAAACUGAUCAACUAUAUUUAGACAUGUUAGGAAACGUUCCAUUGAGACAUGCGCCGAAGACACUUCCGCCGGAAGUUGAUGAUAAUGAUUCGCUUUUGGAGGAGGACGUUGACAUUACUUUUACAUCUCAUAGAAUAAGCCAAAUAUACCGCCCUUACAAGCCUGAAUCUCCGCAAAGCCCUCAUAAUACAUCUGCACCCAUAGUUGAUCCUAGUGAAGUGUAAUAUAUUUAUUUUGUUUAAUGUGUGACUGCCGCUUGUCUUUUGCUGUUGUUAUUUUAUGUUGUGCUACAGAUGCAAUAAAUUAAUAUCUCGGAAUAAAUCCAUAUUUAUGAAGCUA
This is a messenger RNA of Ruditapes philippinarum (Manila clam), 2003 nucleotides long. Its product is annotated as monocarboxylate transporter 12-like. The record is from RefSeq and is a predicted model, not a curated record. The transcript is spliced from 7 exons. Gene Ontology annotation, molecular function: monocarboxylic acid transmembrane transporter activity. Lineage: Eukaryota; Metazoa; Mollusca; Bivalvia; Venerida; Veneridae. Bases 317 to 1888 code for a protein of 523 amino acids. Gene Ontology annotation, biological process: transmembrane transport; monocarboxylic acid transport.